AGUACGGGCGCCUUUUUGCGCUGGUGAAGAGCUCCUUUUGUUUUUAUUCCGUUCAUUUUUCAUAUCCAAUAUGGCUAUGCACGCUAAAGCUACACCGCCCCAGAUCCCCGACACACGCCGGGAGCUGACAGAAUUGGUGAAGAGGAAACAAGAACUUGCGGAGACCCUGGCAAACUUGGAGCGGCAGAUAUACGCGUUUGAGGGCAGUUACCUGGAAGACACUCAGAUGUACGGGAACAUCAUUCGAGGAUGGGAUCGUUACCUCACCAACCAAAAAAACUCCAACAGCAAGAAUGAUAGAAGAAACAGAAAGUUCAAAGAAGCAGAGCGUCUUUUCAGUAAAUCAUCGGUCACUUCUGUUGCGGCUGUCAGUGCUUUAGGAGGGAUUCAGGACCAGCUCAUUGAAAAACGUGAGCCUGGCAGCGGCACGGAGAGCGAUAACUCGCCGGACUUCCAGAACCAGGAGAACGAGCCGAGCCAGGAGGACACGGAGGACGCGGACGGGGCGCUGCAGGGCGUGAAGCCGCAGAAGGCCGCCUCCUCCUCCUCAGGGAGCCACCACGGCAGCCACAAGAAGAGGAAAAACAAGAACCGGCACAGCCCGUCUGGCAUGUUUGAUUAUGACUUUGAGAUCGACUUGAAGAUGAACAAAAAACCCAGAACGGACUACUAGGCCACUGGACGACCCGAGAGAAGGCAAGGGAAGGGACUCUGCAUGGGGGGGGGGGGAGGUGACGGGGCUGAAGUGCUCGGGGCUCUGCCCUUUCAGACCUCAUCGCUGUGUGGAUAUGGACUCCUCCGUUAGAAAAAUACUCAUUAACAGUGCUGCACCAUCCACCAUCUCCCCUUCCUACCAUCAAACCCCCCCCCCCCCCCCCCGAUUCUGCUCUGUAUCUGGAAGCCUCCAGUCCAUAUUCCUAACCCCCCCCGAUUCUGCUCUGUAUCUGGAAGCCUCCAGUCCAUAUUCCUAACCCCCCCCCUUCAUUUGGUGUUUUAGAGAAGCCGUGUUGUGUGUUGUAGUAAGUACUCUGGCUCGCUGCUAGGGGGCGCUAGACAUUAGACCCGUUUGGAGCACGGAACCAUCGCAUGCUGUAAGGCAGCACGCCACAUCCAUCUGUGUGACAGUGCGUGUGUGAGAGUGUGUGUGUGUGUGUGUGUGUGUGUGUGUGUGUGUGUGUGUGUGUGAAAGUGUGUGAAAGUGUGUGAGAGAGUGCGUGUGUGAGAGUGCGUGUGAGAGUGCGUGUGAGAGUGCGUGUGAGAGUGCGUGAGAGUGCGUGAGAGUGUGAGUGUGAGUGUGAGUGUGAGUGUGAGUGUGAGAGUGAGUGUGAGAGUGAGUGUGAGAGUGAGUGUGAGAGUGAGUGUGAGAGUGAGUGUGAGAGUGAGAGUGAGAGUGAGAGUGAGAGUGAGUGUGAGUGUGAGAGUGAGUGUGAGAGUGAGUGUGAGAGUGAGUGUGAGAGUGAGUGUGAGAGUGAGUGUGAGAGUGAGUGUGAGUGAGUGUGAGUGUGAGUGUGAGUGUGAGUGUGAGUGUGAGUGUGAGUGUGAGUGUGAGUGUGAGUGUGAGUGUGUGUGACCACUCCUUCUGCCUCCGUUGUGACCAGCUAAUUGGAUUUUAAAGCAGGAUUCUUGACUUUUUUUGUUUUUUUACUUUUCCUUUUUUGGUUGUGUAGUUCUGACUGUACACCUGAAUAGCUAUAUGAUUUAUUCAUUUUCUUUUUUUUGUAUUUUGUUUUGUAUUGUGUGAAAAACAAAAUUCAACCUUUGUAAGAAAAAUUAAUAAUAAAAAAAAAUAUAUGCAAAUAAAAAA
Conger conger (European conger) is the source of this 1804-nucleotide messenger RNA. It is a transcript of the gene meaf6, whose product is annotated as MYST/Esa1-associated factor 6. Lineage: Eukaryota; Metazoa; Chordata; Actinopteri; Anguilliformes; Congridae. The record is from RefSeq and is a predicted model, not a curated record. Gene Ontology annotation, cellular component: NuA4 histone acetyltransferase complex. Bases 71 to 673 code for a protein of 200 amino acids. The transcript is spliced from 8 exons.